Molecule: messenger RNA, 1364 nt
Organism: Hordeum vulgare subsp. vulgare (domesticated barley)
Lineage: Eukaryota; Viridiplantae; Streptophyta; Magnoliopsida; Poales; Poaceae
Product: uric acid degradation bifunctional protein TTL
Exons: 6
Coding region: 207-1205 (332 amino acids)
Biological process (GO): purine nucleobase metabolic process
Molecular function (GO): carboxy-lyase activity; hydroxyisourate hydrolase activity
Source: RefSeq, a predicted model, not a curated record
UCUUACCCUUCCGGCAAAAACAGGUGUUGCUCUCGUAGCGCUCGCUCUCACCCACCCUUCCCCAACUCGCAUCCAGCGCCGCAACCCCUCGUCUCUCCCCCCCUUCCGAUCUGAGGCGUCGUUGGAGAUCGGCGGCAACCGAAGAGGCGUCCGACGACGGCCGUCGCGGGUGGCACCAGUGCAGUGGAGCAAAUCAACCAGUUGAGAUGGCGACAUUGAGGCCGCUGAGCGUGGAGGAGGUGCUGAGGGUGAACGGCAGCCACCGCUUUGCCGCCGCGCUGGCUGCCGCCUCCCCCUUUGAUUCUCUUGCCAACGCGCUCCUUGCCGCCCGCCGCAUCUGGCUGAACGAGGUGGACGUGACUGGAUGGCUGGAGGCCUUCGCUGCCCACCCACCCAUCGGAAGCACCUCCUCCUCCGUCUCCAAGUGGAGCAAGGAAGAGCAAUCAGCUGCUCUUUCCACAGCCACUGAUUCGACUGCGCAGGAGUUGUCCGAGUGGAAUGCCAAAUACAGGGAGAAGUUUGGGUUCGUGUUCAUGAUAUGCGCAUCUGGGAGGACUGCCCCUGAGGUCUUAGCUGAGCUUAAGAGGCGUUAUGCAAAUAGACCAGUUGUUGAGCUUGAGGCUGCGGCAGAGGAAGAACUGAAGAUAACUGAGCUGCGUCUUGCAAAGCUUUUCGCAUCAGAAACUGCUGCUCCCCCUACUUCAGGUGAAAAUCAGAUUAGCCAACCGGAUAAAGCAGCAGAUCGGAUGCGGAUUAUUGGUGCACACCUUGGAGCUCUUUCCCAGCUUUCUGCCUAUAAAGCUCCUGAAAUUACAGGCAACUCCAACCGGACACGCCCUCCUAUCACAACCCAUGUGCUGGACACGGCUCUUGGAUCGCCAGCAUCUGGAAUUGAAGUUCACCUGGAGAUGUGGAAGGACGCGUCAAGUACCCCGUCAUUUGACAACAAAGAUUUCAAGGGAUGGACAACCCUAGGCUCUUCGAUUACAAACAAUGAUGGACGCAGCGGUCAGCUGAUGGACAUCGUUGACAAUGUCACUCCUGGUUUCUACCGCAUAAGUUUCAAUACCUCCAAGUAUGCACCGUCAGGGUUCUUCCCUUACGUGAGCAUCAUAUUUGAGAUAAAAAGAAGCCAGGCGACCGAGCAUUUCCAUGUGCCUCUUUUACAUUCUCCUUUUUCCUUUACCACUUACCGUGGCAGCUAAGCUGUCAAUUUGUGUGUAAAUCACAUCGAGUGAUGGUAUUGUUCUGAAACAAGCAUAAAUGGUCGUAAAUCAGGGUGUUUAGAUGUCACUGACAUUGUGAUAUUUGAAUAAUAAUGUUCCAUGUAAUAAUAAGCUCGAGUAUGCAGUGACAUUGGAUCA